Messenger RNA from Fundulus heteroclitus (mummichog), 4183 nucleotides. RefSeq names its product histone-lysine N-methyltransferase SETD1B. Gene Ontology annotation, biological process: lipoprotein metabolic process; lipid transport. The transcript has 32 exons. NCBI's taxonomy places the organism in Eukaryota, Metazoa, Chordata, Actinopteri, Cyprinodontiformes, Fundulidae. Gene Ontology annotation, cellular component: extracellular region; membrane. The coding region runs from base 160 to 3783 and encodes 1207 amino acids. The record is from RefSeq and is a predicted model, not a curated record. Gene Ontology annotation, molecular function: lipid binding.
ACAUCAUUAACAGAACAAAGCCGUGAGAUCCCAGGGAAGGAGGUGGUGUGUCUUAAGAGGAGAAAACUUUGAUUUUCUGUGGAAUACCGCGCAGUUCUGGGAAAAUAUCCUGCCCUGUAUGCUAGAGAUAAAUUUAGUUAAAUUAAGUGGUGGAGGGACAUGAGAGCAGAAACAGCGCUGGCAAAUGGCGUGGAAGUGAAAGAACGUGGAGGAGCAACUUUACUGAAAAGGCAACCUGGAGGUCCGUGGUCAGCGGCUGCAGACAUGGACAGCCAGCCCUUUGGACAGAAUGGAGCUCCAGAAGAAUUCCCUUCAAGCCCUCAGAAUGGAGGUUCUCUAGAUUUGAUCGCAACAAACCCAUUUCAUGCAUAUUGCAAGGAAUCGACCAAUAACAAUGUCCUGGAGAGUGGCGGAACAGAAACUUCAGAGGAAGCAGAUGUUGAGCCCAUGACUUCAUCCCCUCUUAAAUACCUAAACUCACUUCAGGACCUUGGUUAUGGAAUUAGGAAAACAGAAAAUGGAGCUAAACUUUCUGAACAUCUAGACAGCCCUCAGACGUAUGACCCUAAAGAUGAGCUCUUCCGACCCUCCUCUCUGAGCUUCAGGCCCACCACCAAUGGGGAUUUUCAUGACACGGCCCUGAAGAAUACAAACUCUGCUCAAUCACACAAUUUCUCUGAAGUCCGACAGACAACUGGCUCGGGCAUCUUAACGGAUGAUGUAGAUGCUAUAUUCAGAUUGCCAAGCAAAGAGAAGGAUUUGAGCAGCUUUGCACAAACUGUAACGCCAAACCCGUUUUCCCCAAGUGCAGCCCCAGAAGCAGAUUUAUUUUCAAAUGAAGGUAAUGAGCUGUUCCAUGUAAAUGGAACCCGAAAAGAGGCCCCCAGUGCAGAUGACGAUGACUUGUCUGGCAAGUCCGUUAAGGAAAAAUUUGACCUAUUUUCAUCAUUGUCCACCAGUACAGUAGAUCCAUUCCCAAGUCCGCUUCUAAGGAGCCCAUUCAACGUCUCCAGUUUGGAGGAUCCUUUUGGGCCAACUCCCUCUAAGCAAUAUGACUUCCAGGAAGUUUUCAGUAGCCCAAGAGAGGGCAAGGAUAUAUUUGAGACGACCCCCUCCAACGCAACUUUCUCUACGCCUUCAAUCAACGGUCCAUCUAAGUUUAACUUUGACACACCGGCAUCAAGUGAUCCAGUCAAGAAAACGCCACCAAAAGUCCCUUCAAGACUCCCUCCAGUCAUUCCGCCAAAGCCUCCGAACAAGCCAAGAGAUCUGUUGACCACUCCUCAGGGAAGCAAGCAGAAUAUUCUUUGUGCAACCCCCUUCAGUCAGGCCAACAGUCUGUCCUCAUCACCCAGCUUUUCUCCAGCUGAUAUGGAUCAUGUGCAGACCUUUAAGCGUCCACCAAGACCCCUUCCCCGGACCCGACGCCCCAGGGCAGAGAGGCCCCCAUUACCUGAGACACCCCCAAAACCAGCGAGACCCCGAAAACCAGAGAGGCCUCUACCCUCGAUACCCUCUACUAAACUGGAACCAGAAGUGCCUGGGGUGCAUGGUGCUGGGCCAGAAGUACCAAAACCUCCCCCCAAACCAGUCAUCAAACCUCCCCCCAAACCAGUCCCUCCCCUUAAACCAAAGAAGCCGGAGAGCAAAUUAUUGGAACCUGAGAACGAGGUCGUCUUUGAGAACGUCCUCCUCAUUGGACAGGAAUGCUGUGUUGAAGACUGGCCUGAGGAUAGUCCUGAGCUGGAUCCAGAUUAUCAGCCACUUGGAAAGUUUAAACUACGGAGAGAGUCGAUGAAGGUAAAGAUGGAAUCAGACGGAGGAAGCAGUGAAGACCCUGACGGCACCUUUGGUCAAAAGAAAAAGGACAAGAAACUACGAAUGUCGCUGCUGUCCAGAAGAAGCUCAAAGGACAAGUAUCCUAAUGAUAUGAUGGAGGGAAAGGGUAACACGCUGCCAGCUCUACGGAAGUCAUCCAAGGAGUUUGGUUCAAAUGGACACAUUUCUACAGGCGAUGAAGAUCAUUAUAGUUUGGACUAUAAAAAAAAAACUCCAAAGACCAAAGUCAAUCAUCUGUUUCGAAGAGCGUCUCUUGCUACGGCUACCUGUGAGGAGAAGCACAUGAAUGGGCAUUUACCUAAGGACAGUGACUCUAAUAAAAGCAGAAAGAAGAACAGCAUUUUGCGUCGACAGUCUGAGGGCUCAACGUUGGAUGGAAAAGAUUAUGAAGAGACGGAGAAGGGUGGCCGUGGGCAGAGGAGGAAUAGCAAGGUAAAAGUGAAGUUUGUGCCACAAAGAGGAUUUGCCAUAUCUUUAGAAAAGCCACAUGAUGAACCACAAGGAGCUCAUGGAUAUACUCCUCGCAAGGGCUCAAAGGACAAAUCACUUGAUGAAGAUUGUGGAGCGCACGGCUACACACCUUGUGACAAGUUGCAGAAGGAGUUAGAUCUUGAAGAGAUGGAAGGCCUCAGUCUUAACUCGGCUAAGGCUUCUAUCUUGGAUGACGAGCAGCAGGACCGUUACUCACCGAGUCUAAAUGGAGACGACGAUGUUGAAGGAGCCAAAAAACACAAACAUAAAAAAUCCAAACGUAAGGUUUCUUUGCCUCGCAAAUCUAAGGCAUCACACGGACAGAGUGAGGGGGGCUCUGAUGAUGAAACAACAGAGAAAGAUGUGUGUCAUGGAGAGGAGUAUGAUGAUCCAGAUGAGAUUGAAAACAUCAAACCGAAAAAGUCCUUCAAAUUUAAAGUUCCCAAAAAACACAAGCGCAAGAGCAAAAAGGCCAAGAACCAGCCGGGGGAGGCGCCUGAUGAGCACCUCUCAGAGGCAGCUAAGGCUGCCUGGGCGGCUGCUCAGAUGGACGAGCAGGCUAUGGCCGGUAUGGAAGACGAAGAAGAGGAGGAGGAGGAGGAGGAAGAGGAAAAUGAAGUUGGGGACACUGACAGUUUGAUGGAGUGGUGGUACACGGUAGAAAAAUGGGACGAACUGCCAUCUGAUGAAGAGGAUGCAGCCCUCAAAGAGGAUGAGUCAAAGUCAUUCACCGUCUUGGCAGACAAGGUUGAACAUGGCCUCCGUCUGUUCAACAAGGUGUUCACGGAGCAAGCAGAGAGCCUGUGGGAGCACGUCAUCCUGCUCCACGCCCUCGCCGACGACAUCAGCGAGUUCCAUCACAAAGCUAAGAUCGCUGGCAUCAGCGGCGGCACCACCACUGCAGUGGGCACCGUGACAGCCAUCACGGGCUUGGCUCUGGCUCCCUUCACCUUUGGAGCCUCUCUGGUAGUUGCAGCUGUAGGCGUGGGGGUAGCAACAGCUGGUGGAAUCACGUCUGCGUCUGCAGCCAUCUCUGAUAACGUCCACGACAAGAACGAGCGCAAAAAGAUCGAGGCACUACUGCAGGAGUAUGAGGAGCGACUGCUGGAACUCUCAAAGAUCCUCCACUUCGUCAAUCAAGGCUUGUACAGACUGCGCGGCCACCCGUUCCUCAGAUCUGGGACCCAGCAUUAUUCACAGGACUGGGAAGUUCGCAAGGCAGUCCAGAUGAUCAGCAUGGUGGAUUCACCUGUGAUGCGAGCAACAGAGAUAGCUGAUAAUGCCGUGGGCUCCCUGCAAGGACUCUUCAAAGGUAUGGACAAGUAUUUUGUCAAGGAAACCAGGGAGCUGAAGAAAAGCUGCAGGAAGGAGAUUGUGGGGGAAAUAAGACAAGUGGCAAGUGUACUGAAUGACGCAAUCGUGGAGCUGAACACCAUCAGAGAGGAGCUUCAAGAUGCUACUGGACACGUGUGAGCAACCCCUGAUCCCUCUGAGCAAAGAUCACCGCUGACAUCUGCUGGCUGAAAUGGAGAACUACAGUUUAGCUGCAGACAUCUGGAUUCUUGGAUUGAAACGCAGCAGCUGGAGUUCUCUUCCACAUUGCAUGACUCUUGAACACUAUUCCAUAUCUGUUAAAUUAUUAUUACUUUUUUUUAGGGAUUGUGACAGAGAAGUGAUAACUUUAUUAUUUUGGCCCGUUUUCAAGGCUACUGUUUUUUGUAUUUCGUAACACUUUAAACACUGGAGGGUGAGGUUCUCUGUACAUGCACCAGUUUGUUCAAGUUUUUAUAUAUAUAUAUAUAUAUAUAUAUAUAUAUAUAUAUAUAUAUAUAUAUAUAUAUAUAUAUAUAUAUAUAUAUAUAUAUAUAUAUAU